GCUACGAUGGCCUCGCCUCGACCAAGUAAUAUUGAUCGCGCUAAAUGGAGGGCAAGGUGUCGGGAAACGCUCUCAGAGCACAUUAAAGCCAGGCUAGGUAUAUCAAUCGAACCUUCCGAAGUCCGUUUGAUGACAAAUGCGGACGAUCCAUAUUCAUGGAAAUAUCUACCAACAAGAGCACACCUCUUUGAAAAAUGCUUAAGUAAGCACUCAAUUGGAGCUUAUAUGGAGCUCUGUCGUGAAGUUGGCGCUUCCUUUGAAGUUGUGGCUGGAAAGCAUGCAUUGUUCGCGGGAGCCGAGGAAAAUUUCACCGCAAGAAUCUUGGAAUUAGAAACGGAAAAUUCAACAUUGAAGUCUGAAGUGAGCAGAUGGAGAGAUGCCGCUGUAGUAGAGGCACAGCUGAAGGGAGAAGCUGAAGAGGCCACCAAUCAACUUCGGGUGAUGCUACAAACGGCAAACUUAGAAAACCAGCACCUGCAAAUUGAUAUUCAAAAACAAGACGACAUAGCCGAAGCUUUUAGAAAGAGCGCUAUAGAGUCGCGCCAAAUUGCGAAUGAAGCGUCUGCAAUAUUAGAGAGGUUGAAGUCAUCGCUGCCUCUUACGGACGAUGCUUGCUGA
Messenger RNA from Cadophora gregata, 618 nucleotides. RefSeq lists its product as uncharacterized. The transcript has 3 exons. Bases 7 to 618 code for a protein of 203 amino acids. The record is from RefSeq and is a predicted model, not a curated record. NCBI's taxonomy places the organism in Eukaryota, Fungi, Ascomycota, Leotiomycetes, Helotiales, Ploettnerulaceae.